GAAUUCUUCGUUGUUUCUUAUUAAUUAGCUAGUUUGCUGUGAAUUUCAGAAUUGUGCUAGUUACUUGAGUGUGCCGGUUACCUGAACACCGGAUAGGAGAGCUUUUUCUAUAAUUCGCCCUGUCACUUUCGUGUGCAUUUCAAGCAGCAGAACUAUCUGCUGAGUCCAAACGGAAGGGUAGCUGUUAAUCAAAAUGGUCGCCCAAUAGGAGUUGUGUCGUACCGGAUGUCCCUCCCACAGACAUCCGCUCGCUGGCACCGGAAGUAAUGCCGAACUUUGAGUUCGCUGGGAAAAAAGAAACAGCUGUUAUUUAGGAUUGCACUCUGUAGGCCGACCAGGAUGCCAGCUAAAAGAAGAUCCGUGUCACUUGAAUCUCAAAGUAGAAGGAGAAUGGUGGAACCGAGGGCUGCGUCGUUACCGCUGAAGAAGAACCCUUUAGCUGCUGUGAAAUCAGACAAGCUUCAGAAAGGGGCUGCUGCUCAAAAAAGAGUCCUGGUUGCUCCUAGAGUGAAAAAAAAGCCUCCAGUGCCGCAGAGAGACACAAAGAAGCCUUCAAAAGCUGUCCGUCACUCAGCGAGAGUGAAAAUGGUCCAGAAGGAGACGUCCCAGAAGAAGUCGAAUACCGGAGUCCAAAAAGCAAAGAGGCAGAAGGCUGCUAAUUCUACCAAGGCCCGUCAGAGCAAUGUGCAGAAACAAAAACAGACUGGGCAAUCAAAGUCAACUCAACAGGUGACUGCCUUGGGUCGGCUGGCACAGAAUUCAAACACCAAGUUAAGGAGGGCACGAGGUACUUUGCUGAAGAAGUCCAAUAUCAAGAACCCUCCUUCAACGAAGAACUCAAGAGUAAGAACCUCCACGAUGGAGCAAAGCAGCAGAAGAAUAUCCCCCAAAUCUGACAACACUUCUGUAAAUCUCCGGAAAAGAGAACUUUCUUCCAGCAGGGCCAAAGGUCCGAAAAGAGCUAGGUUAGACCCUCACAGUUCAUUUGAUUCACUGAAUGCCCAGGACAGCCUCACAAAUUCUGAAAAGCCCUUAAGUUUUGAUUCAAUUCAAACAGAGCACAAUUACGGUAGGUCAAGGACUGAAAGCCCAAGUGUGGAAAUUAAGAAUAUUGCACUCUUAAAGAGUCAUUGUGCUGUGAAGAUGAAAACCCAAAAUGCCUUGAAAAAAACAUGCAUUUCCCCUGUGGACCACCAAGAAACUCCUGUGAUUGCUCCUGGGAAAAAUGUCCUAGUUGCCUCGGAAGGAGAAGAAUUUUUUUCUGAUUCCAAUGAUGAAUUAAAUGUGAGCCAUGAAGCUAGACAUUGUGUGAAAUCAAACUCACCCCCGCCCCCAACAUUUGAAGCACUUUUCAAAGUUAUCAAGGAGUCUAAUCUUUGCAAAACUCCUUUUCCUGAAAAAGUGAGUUCUUGUGUAGCGGAAUUAGAGGAAGUUAAUAUGCGUUGCUCUACUGCCAUUUUGGAGGACUUAAAAAAGAGUAACUGUGAUGUGGUUGUCAGUUGUCAGAGUGCAAUAGGCUCAAAGACCAAUCAGAUGGAAGAAGAAGAAUGCAAUCCUGCAGAUGUAGGAAAUGGGAAAGGUGAUGUUGCCGAUCCAAUGGCUCAGGAUUUUUGCCCUCAGUAUUCAGAUAUUAUUGGCCUUAAAACUGAAGUUUUGCUGGAGGAUUUCAUAGCUGAUGAUUCCAUUGAACUGGGCAUGGUGGAGAAUGUGGUGGAAAUUUCCUCAAUGCCUCAGGAAGUAACAGAUGUCUUUAUUAAGCCUGACAUAUGUAAUGCUGUUAAGAUGGACACCAAGAAGAAAGCUGAGACAAGCAAAAUUCCUGCCAAGAAGCAGGAGAUGAACCCCCAAGCCAGGACAAAAGCUCGUCUUGCUGCACUAGCUGAGCAGAAAGCAGCUGCUGCCAGGAAGGCAGCUGCGAAACAGCUGAAUCUUCUAGCCCUCUGUGAAGAAAUUGCAGAUGAUAUCGCUUCAGACACAACAGAGGUGAAAAGAGAGGAAGAACAAAGCGGUCCAACCUUGGAAGAGAUAGACGGACAUGAAAAACCACCCAGUCCUGUGAAGGAGCUUAGCGGCAUCCUGACUUCCGUUGUUUCUGAGGAGACGGGUUCUCCGGUCGCUGUUGCCGAUACUCCAGGGGAGUCCACACAUUCUGAGAAGCCAAAGAGACGCUUCUUCCUCAGCCAAAUUACCGUGCCUUUAAAAGUAAAUGAAAAGAAGAAACUGUCUCGCUUCCAGAAGCUACGGCAGACAGAGCUGCAGCGAGAGAAGUUGUCGUGGACCAGAAUGAAACAGCUUAAAACAGAAGAGGCCAUUAAAAAGCUCUCGUCGGACACACGGGAGGUAGAUAAAGUUUGCCCUGCACUUAACAGCGUGUGUCCAGCUUCUCCAUCAACAGCCGCCACCGUUAAGGAAGCUACUCCCAAGCUCUCAGGAAUUGAGAACAAGAGUCUGCUGCCUGCUGUAGCACCCCCCAUGCCUAAUGGUGUUAGUGUUCAAAAAUCCAAACCCACGGCAGAAUAUAAACCCUACACACCACGGCCCAAGUACUCACCCGAUGACUUUGAACUGGAUGGCAUGGAUGAUGAACCAGAACAACUUCCUGGGAAAGUCUGUACUCACAAGACAGUUCCAGAGCCUGCCCCCAAAAGCGACUCGAGAAAUGUGGCAAGCAAAGGAGUCGUUUCUGCACUACCAGCCAGAGGGCCGCCGUUAACUGCACUGGAUAAGCAAAAGUAUAACCAGAUGACUGUCGUCUCAGCUACAGGAGACCCCGGUAUCAAGGCACUGCAGAGGAAUGACAGUGCAUCAUCACCAGGUUCACCACUGUCUAGUGUCAGUACCCGUGCGGCAGAAUCCCUUCUGCACAAAGACAUCAAACGUCUGAAGGAGGCAGAUAAAAGUGGAAAGCAGGCUAUCAUAGAUGCGGGACAGAAGCACUUUGGCGCAGUGACAUGCAGUGUGUGCGGCAUGCUGUACUCUGCGUCCAACCCUGAAGACGAGUCCCAGCACCUUCUCUUCCACAACCAGUUCAUCAGCGCUGUCCGAUACGUGGGAUGGAAGAAAGAGAGGAUUCUGGGAGAAUAUCCAGAUGGCAAGAUCAUCCUGGUUCUUCCGGAUGAUCCUAAAUAUGCCUUGAGAAAGGUGGAGGAGAUUCGUGAGAUGGUGGACAAUGACUUGGGCUUCCAACAGGUGGAAACCAAGAGUCCAUCUCAAACCAAGACCUUCCUUUUUAUUUCCAAUGACAAGAAGGUGGUUGGGUGCCUCAUUGCGGAACACAUCCAGGAGGGCUUCAGGGUGAUUGAAGAGGCGACGCCGGAGUGCUCCGAAGGUGAGAAGGUGAUGUUCGAGCGUCAGAGGGCCUGGUGCUGCUCCACGACCCCUGAGCCCGCUCUCUGCGGCAUCAGCCGCAUCUGGGUCUUCAGCAUGAUGAGGAGGAAGGGCAUCGCCUCGCGCAUGAUCGAGUGUCUCAGGAACAACUUCAUCUAUGGUUCGCACCUGAGUAAAGAAGAGAUCGCCUUUUCAGAUCCCACUCCGGAUGGGAAGCUCUUUGCUACGCACUACUGCGGGACCUCACAGUUCCUCGUCUAUAACUUUGUGAGCGGCACGCGGUCAAGCUGCCAGACUCCAGAUGUGUUGUGAUUGGGAGAAAGACAGGACUCGCAUGGUUCAUGGGCACAGAGCACAGCAGCACCCGGGUCGGCCAUAUUACUGAACUCCUUCCUGUAAUCCAGCAGCGUCGAGCUUGGCUGAAAAGCUCCGCUAAGCUACCGCUAGAAAACUCCUCCCUUCAGCCGGGGAAAUAAGCAUUUCUACUGGUUUUUAAAACUCAGGUGGUUAAAUGGCAAGUCGUUGUUUUUAAAGAUGUUUUAUUUUCCCUUUAACCCCAUAGCUCUAAGUAUUUUGAGACAAAGCAUAUUUUGUUAAAGCAUUUUUAAACAGAGAAAAUACUUUUAAAAUAUUUUAUUGGAUGUAUUUAAAAGUUUACAUGCAUGAUCCUUUUUAACGGCAGAAGAAGAAAAAAACAACAGUAAAUUCACUUUAAAAUCCCAAAAAAGCUUUAAUACGUUUGUUUACUUGUUGGCACAAUUUCCCCCUGUUUUAGGUCCUUACCCAUAGUCAUUCUAUGCACUUCUGGCCAACUACUUUAGCCAUGUGUAAGGAUUCUGCAGCGGUACACCAGUUUCCCUUCCUGAAAGAAAAUGCUGCUUGAGCCGUGGAGUUCUUUUGAACUUCAGUAGGUGGAGAUUUUUUUUAAACUGCUCUCAGAAACAUUUCCCGGACUUCACUUCUUUCCUAUGGAGCAGCUCAUCAGAAUGUUCACUCUUCUGCGAAGGAGAUUUUCUCCAUAAAUAUGGAUCCAUGCAUAAAGUGCGGUUUUCAUUUAGUUUGCACGGACAGACUUUACUUAGUUGCUAGAAUUGGAGUUGUGGACUAUAGAUUGCAAUAGCUUAACCAAGAAUAUGUGACUCGUCAUUCCUAACUCGGAGGUACCAGAGUCCGAGUUUCACUUCCAUUCCUGAAUUUAUGUUUCUGAUCAACAUGCAGAUCAUUUUACGUUUUAUCGCUAUCUCUGUGUGCAGUGUAUUGAGUAUGUUAUAACUGCCAUCUACAAGUUAUCAGUUUGAAUGCCUUUAUAUGGAAUAGGAGCCCCCUCCCCCCCCGAAUAGGGGGUAAUUCGCCCAUGUAUGUAUAAAACUAAUGGGAAAUAGGUUUCACGUCACAGUAAGUUCAGGUUCCGUAAUGAUCUCGACUCAUCUAAGUUGCUUCAGAACCCCCUGCUCCAGCUUCUGACUAAUGCGUGUAGCCUGACGUAAAGUGGAGGGUGUAACUUGGACUCUAUGCAGAUAACUUUAACUCACAGUGUGAAUUAACGCGGCAGGGAGAAUGUAAUUACACCUGUACCAUGGUAUACUGAGCAAUAUUUCAACUCCUGAAAGCCAGACUGCAUUACAGUUUUUCUGAUCUGCGUGUAGAUGAAUAAACCCACUGAGAACUCUUGGAUCAUUUGGUACUAGUGUUUGUCCUUCCCUAGUGUUUCACGUAAAGGAUUAAGUUAAUCCUAAUCUAAAGUCUGACUUGGACCUGUCUGAAAACAUCACUUUUAUACCAGUAUUUUCAAUCCCAGCAUAACUGAAAUGGGCUGCUUAGUGAUCUCGCUUGUGAAUGCUACACACCGCAUUCAUGUUAUUGCUAAAGUUGGCUGCCAAGAGUUUACAAAAUCACAUAGAUUCACAUUGACCUAACAUGGCAUGGACUGCACUAAGAGUCUGAAUUUGUCCAGCUGGAUUUGAGGGGUUUGUUUGUGACCCGGCCCACAUUGGAAGUUAUUUUCACUGUCACCACUAGUUUGAACCUGUCAGUUGACCAACCUCAUGUAUUGUCAGUUUGUAUACACCUGAAAGGGUUUUGGGGGGAAGAUUGUUAGAUGUCUAAUUUUAUAGUUUUUUGUUUGGAUAUAUGUUUUAAUUAGCAACGAUAAUGUCAGAAGUAUAAUUAAACAAGUUCUGGUAAUUCAACAUUUUGGAAACCCUCUGGAUUUUGUGAACGGAAGACAGUAAUUUGUAGACCGAAAGGUAAAACCAUGGUGUAGACAUCCUCAAGAGACUGUCAAAGUACUUUGUCAUUCAUUGGUAUUUUCAGAUGUCAUGUAUAUGAUGUUUUAAAAAUAAAUAUAAAAUCCUUUGUUAAUCGAUUAGAGCUA
This is a messenger RNA of Paramormyrops kingsleyae, 5701 nucleotides long. It is a transcript of the gene esco1, whose product is annotated as establishment of sister chromatid cohesion N-acetyltransferase 1. Gene Ontology annotation, molecular function: protein-lysine-acetyltransferase activity. Gene Ontology annotation, cellular component: nucleus; chromatin. Lineage: Eukaryota; Metazoa; Chordata; Actinopteri; Osteoglossiformes; Mormyridae. Gene Ontology annotation, biological process: mitotic sister chromatid cohesion. The record is from RefSeq and is a predicted model, not a curated record.